CCAGGCGCGGGGGCGGGCGAGGUGGAGGUGACUGUGGUGGACCCCAGCGGGCGGAAGGGCUCGGUGGAGCAGCAGCUGGAGGACAAGGGCGACAGCACCUACCGGUGCACCUACCGCCCGGGCGCCGAGGGCACCUACACCGUCCACGUGACCUUCGGGGGCAUGCCCAUCCCCCGCAGCCCCUACACCGUCGCUGUGGGGCAGGCCUGUAGCCCCAGUGCCUGCCGGGCCACGGGCCGGGGGCUGCAGCCCAAGGGGCUCCGGGUGAAGGAGCCGGCGGAUUUCAAGGUCUACACGAAAGGCGCCGGUAGUGGGGAGCUCAAGGUUACGGUCAAGGGCCCAAAGGGGCCGGAGAGCGUGAAGCAGAAGGAUCUGGGUGAUGGGGUUUUUGCCUUCGAGUAUUUCCCCACCCUGCCCGGGAACUACACGGUCACCAUCACCUGGGGGGGGCAGCAGGUGCCACGCAGCCCGUUUGAGGUGAAGGUCGGCCCUGAGUGCGGCAGCCAGAAGGUCCGGGCCUGGGGGCCGGGGCUGGAGGGCGGCGUGGUCGGCAAGUCGGCUGACUUCGUGGUGGAGGCCAUCGGGGAUGACGUGGGCACGCUGGGGUUCUCGGUGGAGGGCCCAUCCCAGGCCAGGAUCGAGUGUGACGACCGGGGCGACGGCUCCUGCGACGUGCGCUACUGGCCCCAGGAGCCGGGCGACUACGCCGUGCACGUCCUGUGCAACGGGGCCGACAUUCGGCACAGCCCCUUCAUGGCCGAGAUCCGCCCCGCCCCCCGCGACCUGCACCCCGAGAAGGUGAAAGCCCACGGGCCUGGGCUGGAGAAGACGGGUGUCGCCAUCAACAAACCGGCCGAGUUCACAGUGGAUGCCAAGAAUGGCGGGAAGGCCCCUCUGAAGGUCCAGGUGCAGGAUGCGGAGGGCUCCCCGGUGGAUGUGGCGGUGAAGGACAACGGGAACGGCACCUACAGCUGCUCCUAUGUGCCCAAGAAGCCGGUGAAACACACGGCCAUGGUGUCCUGGGGGGGCGUCAACAUCCCCAACAGCCCCUACCGC
Molecule: messenger RNA, 1056 nt
Organism: Terrapene triunguis (Three-toed box turtle)
Lineage: Eukaryota; Metazoa; Chordata; Testudines; Emydidae
Product: filamin-A-like
Exons: 7
Biological process (GO): actin cytoskeleton organization
Molecular function (GO): actin filament binding
Source: RefSeq, a predicted model, not a curated record